Anisakis simplex (herring worm) is the source of this 228-nucleotide messenger RNA. NCBI's taxonomy places the organism in Eukaryota, Metazoa, Nematoda, Chromadorea, Rhabditida, Anisakidae. The record is from the annotation of a GenBank genome assembly.
AUGACGAUUCGUGGCAAGAUUGUGAUUUAUUUUAUUCUAUUAUCAUUUGUCACUUCUGCAUGCUUUGCUAUACUCACAUCGCCAUUCUUCACCAUGCGUAAAGGACCGCGAAAUCCGUUCCGCAUACUCGAUUCGAUCGUUGAUGCACGGCCAACAUCCAGUGAGUUAUCAGAGCCGAUUGAUGGAACUGAUCACCCAAUCGACACCUACCCAAAACGUAAGAUAUGA